Molecule: messenger RNA, 1375 nt
Organism: Toxorhynchites rutilus septentrionalis
Lineage: Eukaryota; Metazoa; Arthropoda; Insecta; Diptera; Culicidae
Product: protein tweety-2-like
Exons: 3
Coding region: 1133-1375 (80 amino acids)
Cellular component (GO): plasma membrane
Molecular function (GO): volume-sensitive chloride channel activity; intracellularly calcium-gated chloride channel activity
Source: RefSeq, a predicted model, not a curated record
CUUUGUUUCGAUCUGAGAGUUUCGAUCAAAUCAGAGCCAAAAAAAGGUACAUUCUCUCAGCGCGCCGCUUCUCACGCAAGCGAGCGAACGAAUGGCAAGAGACGGUCUUCAGAUUCGAUGUUGAACUCGUCGGAAUAGUCCGCAUGGAGUGUGUUAACUGUGACUGCGCCAUCAUACCCAGUGGACACGGAGUUGGUUUUUUCUUCGAUUAUUGCAAAAAUUUCUUCCCAGCUGCUUCACCACCAGCAUAGCCAUUUUCAUUCAGCCGCGGGUUUGCUGGGCUCGAAUUCGCAUCUGGAAAGGGCCAUCCAUCGUCUGCUGAAAAGGUGAAGCGCUUGUGUGUCCGUCGACUUCUGUGUGUUCCUCUCGGCGAACGGAACGGCAGCAAUGGCAUUGUCCCACGAGGCCUGGAAGAGAGUGACUCCGGAAAGUGGUGAUGAAAAUUUGUGAGCUUCUAAAGUAGCGAAUAGAAAAAGCCACGGGGUCGCCCGCUACAACUACCACUGGGUGUGUGUUUUGAUUUCUUCAUGGCUCCGCGCGACAACGGCGUCGAGGGCACAGUAAUGGUCUGUGCUAGUUGGUAGUGUCGCUCUCGAGAAGUUUUGUGAAGUGAAGUUGGAGUUGUUUUUUUUUGUGUCUUCAGGUUGAAACAAGUCCUUUUUGCAUUGAGGGGUGUGUGUAUUGAUUGAAGUGCCGCAACUCUGUGCUGACUGUUCCACAGUAACCGUGUGAGCAGGAGAAGGAAAGAGAGAUAUAGAGAGGGUGACCCUGUGCGUACGGUGAGUCCUCCGCGAGGACAUCAGGUUGGGUGAGAAGUGCGUGUGAUGCCGAUCAAGAAGAAAAAAAGGGGUGAGGAUUUGUCUAGUGCGGCUCAGUGAGGAGGAAGAUAGGAAAGGUGCAAAAAUUCGAGUGUUUUUCGUCGGCGAAAAGAAAAUUGAUUCGAAAAGCUGUGCGUCGUUUGUGUUGCGAGAAAAUCUGGGAGUUUAAUGAGAAAAAUUCAUGCAUUGAUCGGAAUUCUGGUCCCAGAAAGUGUUCGUGUGUGCGCAGCAUCCGUUGCCGGAAGUGAGAAAUCUAGUGUUCUGUCAAAUCCGUCAAAUUCGUCGUAGCCCUGGAGGAAAGAGCGAUUCCUGUCAUGGAUCAGCCAGCGCCUUCGUUUCUGGUCGAACUGCUGCACUCAGUGCCGCACAUCAACAUUACGCUGCACCGGGUGAAUGACACCUUCAACCCCAACAGCACCAUCUAUGUUGAGAGCCUGGGCAUACUGGCCUCCAUACCGGCGGCCCUUCUAAUCAUCUCACUGGUGUUCCUGCUUCUCUACCUGCUGACCAGAUGCUGCGACCGGAAGCCUCGGAAGCCCAAGUCACACGAGAGUUGA